Messenger RNA from Chlamydomonas reinhardtii, 3236 nucleotides. RefSeq lists its product as uncharacterized. The record is from RefSeq and is a predicted model, not a curated record. The coding region runs from base 126 to 299 and encodes 57 amino acids. The transcript has 2 exons. Lineage: Eukaryota; Viridiplantae; Chlorophyta; Chlorophyceae; Chlamydomonadales; Chlamydomonadaceae.
CCCUGACAGGCAAAGCGCCUAGAAGCACCACAACAGCGCACCCGAAAUGGUCCUCGUCGGUCGGUCGGCAAUCGCUGAACGUGUCCAAUACAGCAGCUGCAUCCUCUACUACAUACAUAAUGUGGAUGCCAUACAGGCUCUUAUCCUUGACGAGGAUCGGCGAACAGCUUGAGCCACGCGCGGUAGCACCUGGGGCCAGUGCAUACCAGUGCCCGCGGCCCCAAGACUGGCAUCUCGCCGGAGGCGCCCUUCCAGGCCUCAUGUUCAGCCCCUGGAGCCGCAGGUUGGCAGGAGCUUGAAGGACUGGAAGCCGGGGCUCGGCGAGCAGCUAAGGUUCAAGGUGAGCUGGGUGAGCGGUCUGCAGUCGAAUCAGGUGGGAUGGCACUUGGCCGGCAGCGCCGCCCUCAGUACAUUGCUUCCUCAGCAGCUCCGCAUCACUCGCGCCAGCUGCAGUCACCAGCAUCUUACGCAAAAGCACAUUGUCCUGGAAACACAGAAUGCUUCAGCACCAGCACUGGGACGGCCGCAGUAACCAGAACAGCAGAGCCAGUGAGUCACCGGAGGUGCCACGGAUAGCACCGCAAUAAGCAGCUGUGCAUGCCCCGGCCAUGAUUGGUUCCCCAGCACUCGGGAAAUAACGGCAGCUCAGCACGCAACCAUCAUCUGAACGCCUGUGUUAAGCACGAUCCGCAAGCGAUGCGAAAUUUAGCCACCUUACUGCGUAACGUAAGGCGAAGUGGCGGUACGGUCCUGUCACUGCAUUAGGCUGCGGACCUCUCACUCAUGCCUGGCGUCAUCAACUGGCAUUUUGCGGUGCGGACUGGUCCAACACCAUGUUCAAAUAGGUGUUCAGAACGCCAUGCGUUGGCGUCAGGGCUGCCAAGAAAUCUGCAGGGUAUCACAUCUGCAUUUCGCAGGAUGAGCAAGCGCACAACUGUCGAGCAUGUACUGCGGGCGCAUCGCCAGCACGGAACGAUAGUGCAUCUCUGUCCAGUUUUGUACGGCACGCCUUUAGGCGGGGCAGCCCUGCGAUCUGCCGCCGCAUUCUUGCUUGGGCUUUGAAACGCUGGAACUGUGCAUGCGCACCGGUGCCACGCUCGGGAUCAUGUUAACAGAAUAGCAGGAAAGGCUAUGAGGCCAUGCCUGCAAUGGGCGACGCCGCCAGCGGCUCCUGUCGGUGCAGCGAGUCCGUACCGUAUCUGGGGUUAGCGGGAGGUAGACCGUCAUUGAAUUGCAGAGAAGCGGGACGUACGCUGCACGCAGCCGCAGGAAAGCUGCUGGAGGCUGCGAUUGUAGCCUACAGGCAUGACGCACAAAACGCGUUUUAUCUCGGUUCACCAGGUCGCAAUCACCCAGAGCGCGCACAUGUCACGAUCCGGUGGGUAUAAAAUCAUCAUCAUAUGGUACAUUGCCGGCGCCCAAGGCCUUGUGCUUCAAGAGGCGCAGUAUAGGAAAGCAUGGCACACCCGCGUGCAGGACAGGGCAAUGUGAAGGAAGCGUCAGAAUGGCUCCCGGAGUCUCUGGACACAUUGACACAAUCCGUGUUAGGCCUUCACAAGCCUGUACGGAAAGGUCGGCGGAAAGCCCGACUGCAUAGCAGACUCGGACGGCUCAAAUUAACCAGCAAGACGGGGUGGCGAGCCUGAAGGUCACUGACGGCCCGCCAAGAGAGCACGCUGACACGCCAGAAAGCCAGUGGUGCUCACGGUGGCGUGCUUUAGUUGGGGCCCAAUCCUGCGGAAACGCCCCCCGUACGGCAGCAUACGCCUGACAAAUUAGGCCGGCGGUGCAGGCGGGGUCAAAUAGGGCUUGAGCCAGGCCGAUAACAUAAGGGCAGACAGUUGUGAGAACCGUUUGCUGAAAGGGAUGCGAGUCGUAGCAUCAGCAGGCACGAUGGCCCUUAGUACUGGGCUACAUCACAGGUUGGGAAGUCAUGGGCACGGGAUCUUCCUUAGUCUGCACGGCAUGCGGCAUACGACGUAAGUAGUAUGCGGUGUCCCCAACUGUUGGGACUUUCUGCGAAUAUGGCUGCGGGCAGGCAGGUACAUUCCAGGAUAGUUUCAUCAGCACAGCAUGCGAACAGUGUGAAAGCUGAGAAGUCGUCGACCCCACAGGACCGGUAUCCAGGUACACGGGCAUAUGCAUUAGCCGGAAUAGGUCAAAGUAGGUCAAAACGCGAUGCGUAUGUAAGGUGCGCCAAAGGUCCGCCCUUGCCAGUUUAGAGGUUGGGUCCAAGGGCAUGUGCGGCGAAGGACGGGCCCCAAUGGCGGCCUCGCUCGCAUGGAGUCCCUCGGCUGUCUGUGCCCCACUGCAUGGUGUGCGUUUGUCGGGCCAGUCCGGCUGGACUGGGCUGCGGUCGCAUAUAUGGGACCGAGGUGGAAACGGGAUGGCGGAAACGGGGUGGCGGAAACGGGGUCACGGAAACACUGGCCGCAGAAUUAGGGCGGCGGGGAAAGAGCAGUUGAAACGUGCCUUGCAGGGUGGCGAAAACGUGGCAGCGGAGACGGAGCGGUUGAGUGGGGCGCGCGAGCGGGGCGCAGGACCCCGCAGAAGCGGCUUCCGGCACGUGGGCUUGUCAGGGCUUUUGGCCGUAACAUGUCGAAGUGCGUGAGGUUGAAGCGGGAAACAAGGUGCGCCCGACAGGUGCGUGCCAGAGUGACCGACGUCCCCCUGCCGUGUGGAGUGGCUAGGUCCGAGGGCACGCGCAGCGGAGGGCAGCGGGGCGCGAAGCAGGCCCCAAUGGCGGGCCCGCAGGGACGCCCUGGGCUGUUGGCACCUGACUGCACCACUGCAAUGGAGUGCGUGCCGUGGACCGGCCUGCAAGGGGCUGGAACGGGCUGGACUGGCCUGCAGUCAAGUAUGGGACCGCGGAGAUGCGGUGGCAGAAACAGGCCAGCGGCACCGGGCUGGAAGAAACAGGGGCGGUGGAAGCGUGGAACUGGCUAGACAGGGAGAAUGGGGCGGCCAUGGCAGGGCAGUCAAAGUAGGGCGGCGGCAAUGGUGAGACGAAAAUGGGGCGGCGGAGCGGGGCAGCAUAGCGGGGCAGUUGCAACUGGGUGGCAAACACGGGGCAACGAAAAUGGGCGGCGGGGAUGGGGACGAGGAAAUGACAGGGAGGCGGAACCGGCGAGGUGGUGGUGCGGGGAGGCGGGGACGCGGCGGCUGAAGUGGGGUGACAGAGUUGGGGCCGGGGGGCGGGCAGUAGGAGUGGCCGUGCUGUGGCGAACAUGGAAAGC